AUGACCAUGGAGACAAAUCAACGCACUCUGACAAUCCCGUUCAUAUUAGCGAAAGAUCUGGAGAGAGUCAAACUUUCGAACAAGAUGGAGGUGUACGCGUACGUGUUCAUCUCCGGCGGUGGAAAGCAAAAGACGGCCGUGGACAGAGACAGUGACACGAACCCGACCUGGAACGGUCCUAUCACUUUCAACUUAGAUAUGGAGUCCGCGGUGGCCCAGAUCCUCGUGUUCGAGCUCAACUGCUAUGAUCAAAACGGCGGCGAUAAAGUCAUCGGAGAAGUGUUUGUGAAGGUUAAAGACCUGAUGGGCUCGAUCGAGGGUAGUCUGACCUUUCAUGUUCGAACCCCUUCUGGAAAUCCCAAGGGUGCGCUCAAUUUCAUGUAUGAGUGGGAAGUUCAGAAGGUUGCUGGAGCGGUGUUGUCUCCUCCGUCGCCUACUAUGGUGGCGAUGAGUAGCUUAACCACUUGUUAUCCUCCUCCAGUCAUGGGUCCACGGUCAUAUGGGGCAGCAGCAGCAGUAGCCGGGCAGUAUAAUUCACCUUAUCCUCCUCCAGCUAUGGUGAUGGGACAACCGCCACCGGGUUACGGGUAUGGGUAUGGCCUGUACCCUCUGGUGCAAGUGCAAGAACAGGCUGAGCCUGCAAAGAAGAAAAAAGGAGGAUGGUUUGGCCGAGUCUUGGCCGCGACGGCGAUUAGUGAUGUCCUCAAUAAUGUUUCACUACUAGACAAGGUUAUGAAAAACGGUUGUAGUCACUGUAACGGUAGCGGUGGCACGGUUGCGGUUGUGGGGUCAAAAAACUUUAUUGAUGUAAUGGAGUAUACAAAGUAUGAGGGUACAUCCAUAAAGAAGGGAAAGGAAAGAACAAGCAUCACAGGAUUACUCUUGAUCCCAUCAAAUUAG
Camellia sinensis is the source of this 900-nucleotide messenger RNA. The record is from RefSeq and is a predicted model, not a curated record. NCBI's taxonomy places the organism in Eukaryota, Viridiplantae, Streptophyta, Magnoliopsida, Ericales, Theaceae.